Molecule: messenger RNA, 908 nt
Organism: Hypanus sabinus (Atlantic stingray)
Lineage: Eukaryota; Metazoa; Chordata; Chondrichthyes; Myliobatiformes; Dasyatidae
Product: complement C1q subcomponent subunit A-like
Exons: 4
Coding region: 219-740 (173 amino acids)
Molecular function (GO): protein binding
Source: RefSeq, a predicted model, not a curated record
UCCAUUCUGCUGCGUAUUUGAUUUUAUGACUCAGUUUCGAUUUUAAAGUGUUUUAAUUUCUACUGUAAGAUUCGUUGUGCCAGCAGUUCUGAAAAUCGCUGGCAGUUAAAGUCCAGUCGAAGGGUGAAGACUUAUCAAAGUUCGGGAAGCUGGAGGAUCGAGGAAAGUUGACGUUGUCGGCGGUAAAACAGGCGGUUCUGUUCAUUCUCAGCAUCUCGAUGUCCACCAAGGUGGUAUAUCUGCAUCACGUUAAGGGGAGCUCCAUGGAUCACCAGCAGGAUGACCUGGAGGCCCGUGUCUCCGCAUUGGAGCAUCACCUGGAGAAUGAAGAGAGCCACGAUCGUCACCAUGCCGUCCUCUUCGCAGCCACCCGCAGUGUCAGGAACGGUCCACCGAAACCAGGGAGCCCUAUUGUCUUUGACCAGGUGCAGCUGAACCGAGAGGAAGGCUACACCAAUGACACCGGAAUCUUCACUUGCCCCGAAGAGGGCAUUUACUUCUUUGCCUUUUCCUUUCUGCCCAGGCGGGACAUCAGCGACACCAUCGUGGCCCUGGUGAAGAACAACGUUGUCCAUGAGCGCCUCUACAGCAGUCUCCCGGCCGGCACCACUCAGCUGUCCGAGCGUAGCUGCCUCUUACAGCUGGAGAAGGGAGAUCGGGUGUGGGUGAAACUGGAAAAGGGCUCAGUGUUCAUGCAUCAGGCCUCCAUGUCCUUCUUGGGGUAUCGCAUCUCCAGUUAACCCUCUCAUUUUGAUUGGGUAGCACUCCUUCCCCCUCCCCCUGUUCCAACUGGUACCCUCUCUCCUUCCAGCUUCUCGGACCCUUGCAGCGACCGUCUUCAACCGGAACCCCUACCACCCGCAACAUGCGCUUGUGAAUUUUCUUCCUGCUUCUACUAUUCCCCCAUG